Messenger RNA from Astrephomene gubernaculifera, 518 nucleotides. Lineage: Eukaryota; Viridiplantae; Chlorophyta; Chlorophyceae; Chlamydomonadales; Astrephomenaceae. The record is from the annotation of a GenBank genome assembly.
ACGCUGGAUGCUGCGGACGGCGGCGUGCUGGGGUUUGGGUUGGAAGUGGGUUGGGGGCUAGGAGGAGGCGGAGGAGCAGGGGGUGGAGGAGCAGGGUGCGGCUCCUAUGCGAGUCUGGGCGGCACUCCUCUGGAGGACCUGCUGCUGGCAGACACACAGCCCGCGGGGCGAGCCACUGCGCCGCCCCCACCGCCCACCCAGCCAACAGCACUGCCGCAGCCGCCUCCGCAGCAGCCGCCUCCGCAGCAGCAGCAGCCUCCGCAGCAGCCGCAGCGGCUGUCGCCCCUACCCCCCUCGCACCAACAUGCGCCACCUGCAGCAGCACCGCAUCAGCAGCAGCAGCAGCGGGAACCGCUGCCUUACUCCCAGCAGCAGGGCUCUCAGGUGCAGCAAGAGCGAGUGCGGGUUUCGGAGCAGCAGCAGCAGCAGCCUGGAGGAGCAGCCGAGCGACCCAUGGGUCAGCAAGCGCAGCCUCCUCACGCCACAUACGCGCACGGGCAGGUCUGUGGAAUCACCGC